This is a messenger RNA of Tetrahymena thermophila SB210, 1923 nucleotides long. RefSeq lists its product as hypothetical. The transcript is spliced from 7 exons. The record is from RefSeq and is a predicted model, not a curated record. Lineage: Eukaryota; Ciliophora; Oligohymenophorea; Hymenostomatida; Tetrahymenidae.
AUGAGUUCAAAUAAGUAGCACAAAAAAGGAGUAUAAGCAAAAGAAAAUAAGAAAACUGUAAAAAUAAGUUAAAACAAUAAUGAAAUUUAUGUGAUAAAUGAAGAAGAUGCAGAAGAGCAUCAAGCUAUUCUCUAAAAAAUUGAAGAAACCCUUGGAGAUGCUGUUGAUUUGAAAAAAUAAUUAAAUGAAAAAAAAGAUGAUAAAUAAUUAAUUUAGUAGCAAGAGGUCCAAGUAAAUGCUAAAUAACCUGCAAAUGCUUAAUAAUAAGUUAGCACAUAAUCAAACGUAAAAAGUACGAACUUUCAAUAGGGAAAGCUAGCCAUGCAUAAAGAGAAUGAGGAAAAAUAUAAGAAAGAAAUUUCACAGUUGAAAUCAUAAGUUGCUAAUUUGAAUGAAACAGUCAAUAAAAUAAAGACUGAGUCAAAUAAAAAUUUGAGAUUGCUUAACAGUACUUAAGAAACUAAUAAAAAUUUAUAAACAGCAUUAGACAAAAAUGAAGAAUUAGUGAGAUAAUUGCAAGAAAAGAUUUCAUUGCUUAAUUCGAGAAAUAGAGAACUUGAAAAAUAAAGUGUAGAUGUAAAUAGGUAAUCUGAUCAGUUAUACAAAGAUAAAAAGAACAUGGAAACUUAAAAAGAUAAACUAAAUUUGUAAAUUACAGAUUUGAUGUCUAGGUGUGAUAUUUUAAAAAAUGAAAACAAAAAUCUUACUGAAGUGAUGAUUUAGAAGAAUAAGCAAUCUAACGAUAAAAUAGAUGAACAUUUGUAAAAGAUUUAAGAGCUUCAUAGCGAAAUAGCAGACUUAAAAUAAUAAAUGAAGGAAUAAGAAUCUUAUUACCAAAAAGAGAAAAAUGCUAAGGAUGAAUUGAGGGUAAAACUUAAAAUGCAAGAAAUAGCAGUUUAAGAAAAUGAGGAAUUAAAAAAGAAGCUUUAAAAAAAAGAAGAUAAGUUAGAAGAAUUAGAGGAUUUGGUUGACCAGCUAAAGGCAAAAUUGAGAAAAUUUGAUACAAGUCUUACAAUCAAAGACUAGCAUGGUUAAAUAAAGGAAUAUAGAAGUGAAAAAUACAGUGAUUUGUUGAGUGAAAAACAAUCAGAUUAGAUAAAAUAAUUGUAGAAUGAGUUAACUCAGCUUUCUUAAAGUAUGGGAGAUUUUAGAAAUAAUAACUAUAAAAUAGAAAGUGAAAAAGAAGCCUUAAGAGUUGAAAACAUUUCUUUAAAGGAAGAAAUCAAAAGACUUGAAAGAAUGAGAUUAAAAGAGUAAAAUGAAUAUGAGAGUGAAGUAAGAGAUAAGCUUCGUACAUUAGAAAAUUAGAGAUUAAAAAUAAAUUAAUUGUAAGAUUAAGUUUAGGAUUUAGAUAAGACUAGAAUAUCAAAAUUAGAGAUAAUUAGAGAUUCGGAAUUCCAAAAAAUAGAAAUAGAGUUAUAGUAAAGCAAGAAUAAAAUUCAAUAGCUAGAGAACUUAAACUAAUAAAUGCAAUAUAAAAUAGAUCAUUUAGAAUAAAUAAAUAAUAAGAAAUAGCUUUUAAUAGGAGAUAUUCAUUUCCAAAACGAGACUCUUAAAGAGGAGGUAGCUUAUCUUACCAACUUAAAAGAAAAAAAUUAAUGGGCCAAAGUAUCUAAAAAUGUUCCUCUUAAAAAUAAAGAAAAUGAAAUUCUAAUAGUUCAACCUUAAGUUCAGUCUUCAGAAAAAUCAAUUCAAGAAUAGCUAAGUAGUCCCAGAUAUGGUCUUGUUUAAUAAUAAAGUAUUGCUAAACAUACAUAUGAACUACCAUAAGAUAUGCAUCCAAAUAUGCUGUCUAGUCCUUAGCAUUUUGAAAAGGAUAACUAUGCUAAUUAUUAUAGAGAUACAAGACAAAUGAUGGAUUCUUUAAAUAGAUACUAGAGUAUCAGUACAGUUGCUUCUUAAAAUUAAAGGUCUUAUUACUGA